GAUUUAUCUCCCGGGGGCACCUUAAGAGGCGGGUCAAUCGAGUGAAGUGACAGAUCAUACAGCCAGUGGCGUGCCGCUUAGAGUGAGCUCAUACAUAAAGAUUGACACGCGCUUUAUCAAACCAGAAAUCAGAUCUUGUCUUUACAGCCAAUAUUGAAGUUGCUAGGGAGGGCACAUUAGUGUAGGUGACAUCAGUUAUGCUGGCAACACUGUGAUUUAGAGGUUCAACUCAGCGGAACGCCAACUCCGGGGCUCGUUUACGUAGUUCCGAGCGGUUCCUGUCGUCGCCGAGCGGCUGCGUGGGGUUUGCAGACGUGCCUCCAGCGUCCGGCAGCAGCUGUCAGGAAAUUUAAUCUGGGAUUUUAUUAAAGUUUCCAGUCAUCUGAUUUUUACCAGUGUGGAAUUUACUUUUUUUUUUUUUUUUUUACUACUUUUUCCUCGAGUUCACCUGGAAUUGAGAAAAAAAAAGUGUAUGUGGAUGCUUCCAUGGAACAUAACCUCUUCUUGAGGAUGUGGAUGUACCCAGUUUUCACCUGCAGAAAGGGGGAACCUUUAUGGAUCGCACAUUUUUGAAGUUCAUUGCUCAAUCAUGGUAAAACUUGCAAACCCUCUGUACACGGAGUGGAUUCUUGAAGCAAUACAGAAAAUCAAACGGCAGAAGCAAAGGCCCUCGGAGGAAAGGAUUUGCCAUGCGGUGGCCACGCUGCAUGGACUGGACAAGAAGACCAUCCUCGAGCAGUUGGAAUUAAGCGUUCUUGAUGGCUCUAUCCUCAAGGUUACAAAUAAGGGGAGCACCUCCUACAAGGACCCCGGAAACCCAGGUCGACUGGGAUCGGUCUUGCCUGCGAACACAUCCGUGCCAUCAAAGGAUUCUAUAUGGAGUUCGAGCGACCUGCGCCACAUCGAUUGGAAUAAAAUACUUAAGAGGGCCAUCGAUGGUCUGGAUGAUACCCACGGCUCCUCGCUGAAGAACAUCGAACGCUAUCUGAGGAAUCAGGACGACCUAUCAAACGUUGUCGAUAACCCCGCUUUCCGGCAGAGAUUGCGACUGGCGGCAAAGCGGUCCGUCAAUAACGGCAGAUUGUUGAAGAACGGCCCCAGGUAUAAGUUCAGCCAUGGCGACGUGGAGGGAAGGAGCUCCAGGUGUCCAAGUGCUUCCCCCUUGCUCCUGUCAUCGGUGACGCUCCUCCCACACGAACGAGACCAGCUCCGGGUCGACCCCAUCCCAAUAUGCAGUUUCUGUCUCGGAACAAAAGAGUCCAAUCGGGACAAGAGAGCAGAGGAGCUGCUGUCCUGUGCAGACUGUGGAAGCAGUGGGCAUCCAUCAUGUCUGAAGUUUUCCCCUGACUUGACCUCAAACGUGAAGAAGCUGCGAUGGCAGUGCAUCGAAUGCAAAACCUGCAGCUCCUGCCGGAUCCAGGGCAAAAACGCCGAGGAGAUGCUGUUCUGCGAUUCAUGCGAUCGGGGCUUUCACAUGGAGUGCUGCGAUCCUCCGCUUUCAAGAAUGCCAAAAGGAACCUGGAUCUGCCAAGUCUGCAGGCCAAAGGAGAAUGAGAAGAAACUACUGCACAAGAAGGCCGAUCAGAUCAAACGUCGAUAUGCAAAGCCAAUGGGAAGGCCCAGAAAUAAGCUCAAACAAAGAAUGUGUGUAACCAGUGUUGAUGGCUCCAUGGUAGCACUUGGCGGAAGGGGGUCACCUGGUAGGGGUCAAAAGAUUACCGUCUGUUCCUCACCUUCAUCUGGUCAUGCUGCAUCUGUGAAGGACGCCAGAGACAGAUUGGCUGUUGCAGAGCCUUGUUGUGUGGUCAACGCCUCCCAAUUCACCACUUCCCCUCCCACCACCACCACCACCCCCUCCCACACGCCCACCUCCACCCCAGCCACACUCACUAUUAACAAGAAAACCAAAGGGCUUAUUGACGGGCUUUCCAAAUUCUUUACUCCUUCCCCAGUGGGCCGUCGCUCGCGAGCUUUAGCCGUAGAGUCGCCCGGCCAGUUGUACUGUAGGGACGAGGGUCCGCCCAAGCUGGCCAAGCCUCCAGAGCCGUUUGCCUUCGCUGCUGAUGCAAAAAUAACCCCUUCAUCCUCUGCACUUCCUCCCGCUUCCACUUUACCAGGACCUAGCCCCCCCUUACAGGUGUCCAGCAGCUCCACCUCCGCUAACUCGCCUCAGAGCUCUUCCAGCCAGUCUAGUGUUCCCUCCCUGAGUAGUCUCUGCAGUAGCAGCCAACUCAAGGGGCUUUUUGACGGACUUUCUCACAUAUAUACCACUCAGGGACAGUCGCGGAAAAAGAGACCCCCUUGCUACGCGCCGCCAAAGCGCAUGCCCCUUAAGCAGGAUUUGUCCAAAACAGGGUCCCAGUGCCUUGGAAAGAGCGAGUUUAGUAAAAGUAGGUUACACUCCACGUCUGCCGGGCCCGGCCGACCCCGAGGACACGCUUUUAAGAUGGUCGGUCAUUUCAAGCGUAACCCUUUCCUUAAAAAGCACAGGACACUAGCCAGGCUGAGGUAUAAAGUGAGCCCUCAGAAGGGAGCCCCCUCGCCAGGAAAGGGAGACUCAGACGGAAGAAUUAAGCCUGAGAAUAAUCAUGCGGAUCACGGCCCGGAGCUGCACGCCAAGCAGAGAGUCCAAACCCACUUUGUGGCCAUGUCUGGUGACCACGUCACUGAAGAGGAUGUGGAGAUCUUCGCACAAGUGCAGGAACUCGCAGCUCAGAAAACCGGAUCGCUAAGGUGCACAGACUCGAAUCGAUGCCCGUCUGUCAUUGAAUUCGGGAGUUAUGAGAUCCAGACGUGGUACUCCUCGCCGUACCCCCCUGAAUAUUCAAGAUUACAAAAGCUUUAUCUGUGUGAGUUCUGCCUGAAGUACAUGAGAAGCAAAAACAUUCUUCAGAGGCACACAAAGAAGUGCGGCUGGUUCCAUCCACCAGCCAAUGAAAUCUACAGAAAGGACAACCUUUCCGUAUUUGAGGUUGAUGGAAAUGUCAGCAAACUAUUCUGCCAAAACCUCUGCCUGUUAGCCAAGCUUUUCCUGGAUCACAAAACCUUGUAUUAUGAUGUGGAGCCUUUCCUCUUCUACAUACUUACAAAGAACGAUGAGAAAGGCUGUCAUCUCGUGGGCUACUUCUCUAAGGAAAAGCUUUGCCAGCAGAAGUACAAUGUCUCCUGCAUAAUGAUCAUGCCUCAGUACCAAAGGCAAGGAUUUGGAAGGUUCCUUAUUGAUUUCAGUUACCUCCUCACCAGGCAAGAAGGACAAGUUGGCUCCCCAGAGAAGCCGCUGUCAGAUCUGGGUCGCUUAUCCUACCUGGCAUAUUGGAGAAGUGUCAUACUGGAGCACCUUUAUAUGCACCCAGAUAAACACAUCAGUAUUAAAGGAAUAAGCAGAGCCACUGGGAUGUGUCCGCACGACAUCGCCGCCACUCUCCAGCAGCUCGGCAUGAUUGACAGACGCGAUGGCAGGACGGUGUUAGUCAGAAGAGAGCGAUUGAUCCAGGGGCACAUGGAGAGGCUGAGAGCCUGCCCACGCCACAGAGAAGUGGAUCCAAAGGCCUUACGGUGGACUCCUUCCUCCACUCUCAACCUCGUCCUGUCUGAGGAGGAGAGGGAGGCGGAGAUGGAUGCUGAGCGGCUGAAGGAGCAGGCCAGUGGCUGGGAGGAGGAGGAGGAGAGGGAGGGCUUCGGCGUGACUCACGGCAGCAGCAGGCAGCCGCUCACCAAGGUCCACUGCAAGAUCCCCUUCCGGACCUACGAGCGCCGCCCCGCUCCCACCUGGACCAGGCGCAUCCAGCAGUCGGAGGCGGUGAGCGACGACGAAGCCGACGAGGACUCGGACGCCUCGCUGCCCGUCCUGAAAAAAGCUCACGCCAUCCUGGCCGCCAAGAGAAAGAGAAACGCCAUUCUCAAGAAGAGAGGCCGCAAAAGGAAGCAAAUAAACAGCAGCGUAACGACGGAAACCAUCUCCGAGACGACGGAGGUGUUGAACGAGCCUUUCGAGAACUCUGACGACGAGCAGCCCAUGCCCCGGCUGAAGCGCAGCUCCAGAGGGAACGAGAUGGACGACGACGACAACGAGGAGGAGGAAACCCGGAAGACUUUAACCACGCCGAUGAAGCGACGGAGAGGUCGCCCGAGGUUGGAGAAAAACGAGCAGCUGAGCAAUCACGACUUCUGGAACGACGAGUGCAUUCUCUCCAAGAGAACGAGCAAACCUCGUCCGGUGAAGCGGAAGAAGGGCUGGCCCAAAGGAGUGAAGCGCGGCCCCCCGAAAUGGAGGUUAAAGAAGGAGCGAAAGAUGGGCUUCAAGCUGAACCUCUACACUCCUCCUGAGACGCCGAUGGAGGCGGAGCCGCAGCACGAGGAGGUCAAGCAGGAUCCAGACAGCGCAGACGAGGGCAGCAAAGAAGGGGGAGGCUUUUCGAGUCCAGUCAGGAUGCAAGAGGAGAGCCGCCGUGAGCCCUCGAGUCCUCCUGAACAUCUAUCCCAACGAUUGAGCUCCCCUGAACGCUCCGCGGAGCCGUCUCCGGCGUGUUCUCCUGCCGGAUCCGUCGAUGCUGGUUCUCCUGCGGCCGUGGACUCCAUGGCACCAGCUGAGGAGGACCAACAGGGAAGUGGACGGGAGCCAGACUCACCAGCCAAAGAUUUGGAUCAGAGCGCUGAGGGGGGCGUCUCCCUGAAGACCGGCAUCAAUGAGGAGGCGGAGCUUCAGGACGCAGAUGACGAAAGCCACAGCAAAGCAGCAGCAACUGACGGCUGCGUGGAAGAGAUUCCAAAGGACGCCCCGAAAUGCACCCCGCCUUUUUUAAAUCCAAAAGAAGACGAUGGCUCAGAGUCGAGUCCGCUGGUGUCUAAAGUUCUGAGCGCAGAGGAACCCGCUUCUUCUGCAGAACACUCUCAGGAGGAGGGGGCGGAGCUCACAGCUGCAAAUCAGACACCUGAAGCGGAGGCAGUCGCUACCAUCGCCGCUGUGGACUCGGAUAAUCCCGCAGACUCUGAGUCGGAGGAGGAAAGCGCACCGAGUCCCGCUCCUGACCGGCCGCCUCCGCCGUCUGCAGCGAGGUCCACGCUCAGCCCCGUCCUGAGAGAGGAGCCCCCGGUUUGCACAGAGAUCGACUCGGAGACCGUCCAAGCUGUCCAGUCUCUGACACAAGAAACCGAGGCGGAGAGCAUUUUCCAGGACUGCGUGGAGAGCCAGGAGCCCUGCAGGCACCUGCAGCCCUUCGCCCACGUGGCUCAAAGCCCCCAGCUCACCUCGCUGGACGAUUGCCCCCACUCUGACCACAGCAGCCCGCUGUCUUCUGCUCAGUCCCACCCCAGCCAGUCCGUGCGCUCCGUCAACAGCCCCGCCGUCUCCAUCCUGGAGAGCGGCUACACUCAGAUCAGCCCCGACCACAGCGCCAUCUCGGUGCCGUCCCUCCACAACAUGGAGACCAGUCCCAUGAUGGACGUGCCGUCGGUGUCGGAUCACUCCCAGCAGGUGGUGGACAGCGGCUUCAGCGAUCUGGGCAGCAUUGAGAGCAACGCGGAGAACUACGAGAACCCCAGCAGCUACGACUCCGCCAUCGGGGGCAGCAUCUGCGGGGCCGGCCCCUCCCAGAACAGCUGCUCCUACGGCAGCGGUCUGCCCCAAAGCAGCUGCGCCGUCAGCCAACAAAUGGCCGCCGUCAAUCCCGGCAGCUGCGGGAUGAUUCAGCAGAACAGUCUGAGCUCGCCGCCGCACUGCAGCGUCAAGUCGCCGCAGGGCUGCGUGGUGGUGGAGAGGCCCCCCAGCACCAGCCAGCACAGCCAACACAGCACCCAAAGCAGGCACGGCCCACACAAUCAGCUUAGCCAACACAAUCAGCACGGUCCACACAAUCAGCUACCGCCGCACGCCCAACAAAACCCCCACAACCAGCAUAGCCACCACCACAAUCAUCACCUGCAGCACAAUCAGCUCAGCCAGCACAAUCAGCAAGUUCAGCAUAGCCUUCACAAUCAGCACGGUCAGCAGCAGUGCGCCAUCCCCACCAACUUCACCACCACCAUGCAGCUGGCAGACAUCCCCGAGUCCGGAAACCCCAACUUCAGCCUGUACGAGAGGAUCAACCACCAGGGGGAGUACGGCGGCGGCCACUACCCGCAGUCGUCCGGUCUGAGUCUGGCCAAGCUGCAGCAGUUCACCAACACCUUCAUCGACCACCCCCACUCCCUGCCUUUCAACCACGCCGCCUCACACCCCAUCACAUCUUAUGCAAACACGCCGGCGCAGCACUCCAGCAUCGUGUCUCUGUCUCAGACCCCGCAUCGAGUCCCCAACCCGCAGGUGCAGGCCACCAUGACCCCUCCCCCCAAUCUGAGCUCCCCGCCUCACAUGAUGCUGCAGCGCAACAUGGGCAUCCCGCCCUCGCAGCGCAUCCAGCCCCAAAUGACCUCCAAGAACCACAUGUCGGCGCGCUCCAAGUCCACCCCGCUGUCGCACCACCACCAGCAGCAGAUGUACGCCCGACCGCCGCAGAGCGUGGCCAUGCAGGCGCCAUCCAGGACGCUGGCCGCCAUGCCGCGCAUGAACAUGAGCGUGAACAUCAUGCCGGCGCCGGGCUACAACGUCAACUCCAUGAACAUGCCCUCUCUGAACGCCAUGAAUGGCUACAGCAUGAGCCAGCCCAUGAUGAACAGCGGCUACCAUGGCAACCAUGCCUACAUGAACCAGUCGACACAGUACUCUAUGCAGAUGGGCUUGAUGGGAACACAGCCAUACCCCCAGCAGCCCAUGCAGGCUCCACCACAUGGCAACAUGGUGUAUCCUCCAGCUGGUCACCAUGGCUACAUGAACACGGGCAUGUCCAAGCAGUCCCUGAAAGGGCCUUUCGUCAGGCAGUAACCCCCCCGCCGGACUACGCUCCUCCCCCUUCUCGCGUGCAUUUAGCUGUUUUUAAAGAUGCACUGAUCUGGCCUUUUCUUUUAGUGCGUGUGUGUGUGCGCAUGUGCGUGCGUGUGUCUUUCCUUUCCGUUUAUUACUUAAAAACCAGCAGCAGCACUUGGAAAGAAUGCAAAAAGUUUCCGCGAGUAAACUUUAAAGAGUAUUUUUGUUCGUUCAGAUGGGAAGCCUUACAUCGUUACGAUGAAAAUAUAUUUAAGUAGUGUUAGCGUCCGACGUGUCGGGUUCAGAGCUCAGACAUAGAUUUUUAUCAGUGCUCUUGCAGUCGUGUAGCAGCCUCAGAUGAAGCCAUUUAAUGUGCCUGCUACAAGUGGACAUAGUGGCUGUUUGAACCUGUUCAGUGUACCUGUCUAACAGUGCUGACCAUUAGUUUGUACUAUACUCUUUGCCUUUGCAUAUUUAAAUUAUUGUACUUAUUUUGUAAAGUGACACAAAGCAUGCUUCAGUCUCUGUUAGUGACAGUGCAUUGAGUAGUACUGUACAAGUGUUGUGCUUAAUGGCAAGCCAUUUUAAAAAUAUCUGGCCUUUUAUUAGGUUUCCCCUCCACAGGGGGAGAAAGAUGAAACUAUAUUUUGUUAAAUCUAAUAAUGUAAAAAAAAAACAACCUGUAAACUUAGUCCUGUUUUCUGUUUGGUUUGAGAGGUUUUAUUGCGAUGUAUGUAUAAUUCUGAAGUCUUUUUGUAACAGAUCUCCUCGAGGCAGCUUUCUGUUUAAUAAAGCAGACUGAUUUCUGUCAGAAUAACAAAGCAUAUCUCAGUGUUUGUACCCUGUUGAUUCUAAAACAUUUCAGGAUGUCAAGAAAUGUGGCAGAAUUUAAAGAAACUAAAUGAUUAUAAAAAGGAAUAACAAUAAAGAAGAUAUAAAUUUAGUCCAAAGUCGAUAUUUUACAUAAUGCCUUUAAAGCUACGUUUUCAUUCCAUCUGUAGAUUUGUUUUCUAUCUUUAUAAAAUGUUGAAUUUAUAUUUUACCGAAGUGUAGAAGAAUAGAGCCUGUGAAUAGACCAAACUAAGCUAAUGGAUUGCAUGUAAAACGCAACUUGUAUUUGUGUUUUUGUUAAUAUUGCUCUUUUGUAGCCUUUGUACCUGUACAGAGUCGCUGGAGUGAACAGGAGGGAAAUACCUGGGGAUGUGCACACAAAUCAGAGAGAAUGACAUUCUUGUAUUUAUGACUUUUCUCCUUUUGUCAGUCACUUAAAAUGCUGUACAUUUUAGCAUAAAAAUAAAUUAUGAUUGACCAUCUA
This is a messenger RNA of Oryzias melastigma (Indian medaka), 8156 nucleotides long. RefSeq names its product K(lysine) acetyltransferase 6B (gene kat6b). The transcript is spliced from 18 exons. Gene Ontology annotation, biological process: nucleosome assembly; regulation of DNA-templated transcription. NCBI's taxonomy places the organism in Eukaryota, Metazoa, Chordata, Actinopteri, Beloniformes, Adrianichthyidae. Gene Ontology annotation, cellular component: MOZ/MORF histone acetyltransferase complex; nucleosome. The record is from RefSeq and is a predicted model, not a curated record. The coding region runs from base 590 to 6859 and encodes 2089 amino acids. Gene Ontology annotation, molecular function: DNA binding; histone acetyltransferase activity.